AAUACACCACCAUCACCGUUCAUAGAUUUGGUAACAGUAGCCAGUCGCCGUUUCGCUUUCCUCUUUUUUCCUCCCACUGUUCUCUCUGUCUCUGUAAUGGUGUAUCGCCAACUAAUCUUCAUAAUUCAUAUUCUCUGACCAAUCUCUCUUCAGAAUUCAAAUAGGAAAACCAUGUUGGUUUGUUCUCAGCUUCCACAGUGGCUGCAAGUUCUUCUUACUGAGAAAUUCUUCAACGCUUGCAUAAUUCAUGAAGAGGCCAAGAAGAACGAGAAGAACAUCUUUUGCUUGGACUGUUGCAUCAGCAUAUGCCCUCACUGUUUGACCCCUCACCGCUCUCACAGGCUCUUACAGAUUAGAAGGUAUGUGUAUCAUGAUGUUGUAAGGCUGGAUGAUGCUGACAAGUUAAUGGACUGUGCCUUUGUCCAAUCAUACAUAACGAACAGUGCAAAAGUAAUAUUUAUAAACCAAAGGCCACAGACAAGGCAAUUUAGAGGCUCCGGUAACAUCUGCAGCACUUGUGACAGAAGCUUGCAAGACCCAUAUCUCUUCUGCUCCCUCUCUUGCAAGGUUAAUUAUCUCUUAAGAACGCAAGGUGGGCUCUCGGAGUUCAUUUUUGACUGUAAGUUCUUACCUUUGCCGGAGCCAUGUUCGGACGACGGUUUGAUGACGCCUGACUCGGUCCUCGAACCUUCUGGCUCCACCAGGACGUCUUCCGAGUCAGACGGGCACGGCGGGGACUGGAGCAGGACGCUUGCUUGCACUGCCACAACCGAGGUCGUGAGGAAGAAGAGGAGCAGCUUAAAGUUUUGCCGGUCGAUAUGCUCGCCGGUUUCAGAAGUUUCCGGCAAUUUAAUCAACCGCAGAAAGAAAACUCCGCAGAGAGCUCCGCUCUACUGAAUUCGUCUUGGGGAAACGGAGAGUGGCAAGGGAGAAGUGGAAAUAGUAUACAGAUUGAAAAUUCUUAUUUUAAUCAAGGGCAAUUUAGGGAUAAAAUAUUUCUCCCAAUUUUGGUUUUGUAGCCUCUCCUCUUUUAAUCGCUAACUCAACGGCUUUUUUUCGGGGUUUUUACUCUCUAUUAUUGUUGGCUUUUAUUUCCUUUUGUGCGAAUUGUUGGCUUAUUUUAUUUCUAUUUUUUUUUCCUUCUGUGCGAAUUGUUGGCUUAUUUCAAUUGUGUGCUCUCC
Rubroshorea leprosula is the source of this 1181-nucleotide messenger RNA. The record is from the annotation of a GenBank genome assembly. NCBI's taxonomy places the organism in Eukaryota, Viridiplantae, Streptophyta, Magnoliopsida, Malvales, Dipterocarpaceae.